Messenger RNA from Fraxinus pennsylvanica, 1422 nucleotides. The record is from the annotation of a GenBank genome assembly. NCBI's taxonomy places the organism in Eukaryota, Viridiplantae, Streptophyta, Magnoliopsida, Lamiales, Oleaceae.
AUGUCAUUAAUUUAUCAGACUCAAACUUAUCUAUUUGAUAAGGCGAAGGCACUCCAAGAAAGAAUUGCAUCCCGAUCAACAGAUGGUAGCUCUGCGAAAAUGGAUAAUGCAAGUGUAAUGCACAAUCGUCGACUGAUUUCAAAGGAAGAUUUACCUUGUGCUACUUGCAAAGCUACUGCAUCCGGCAAAAAAUAUGGACAAAACCAAUUCCAGCGAAAACCAAGAGCAANNNNCAAUUCCAGCGAAAACCAAGAGCAAGAAGAACAAGUAGUAAAUCCAUGGGAAGUUUCAGCGAAAGGCAAAAUCGACUACGACAAGCUCAUUGAAAAGUUUGGUUGCCAGCGCCUUGACCAGUCGAUAAUCGAUCGCGUUGCCCGCCUCACUGGCCGCCCGCCUCAUGUCUUCCUCAGCCGCGGUGUGUUCUUCGCACACCGGGAUUUCAAUGAGAUUCUGGAUGCCUAUGAAAAAGGGGAGAAGUUUUAUUUGUACACUGGACGUGGGCCUUCAUCGGAGGCCUUGCAUUUGGGCCAUCUCGUUCCUUUCAUGUUUACCAAGUACUUGCAGGAUGCCUUUAAGGUGCCACUUGUGAUACAGCUAACUGAUGAUGAGAAGUGCAUGUGGAAGAAUUUAACAGUGGAGGAGAGCCAGAGAUUGGCACGUGAAAAUGCUAAAGAUAUAAUUGCUUGUGGGUUUGACGUUUCGAAGACAUUUAUAUUCUCGGAUUUUGAUUAUGUUGGUGGUUCCUUCUACAAGAACAUGGUCAAGAUUGCAAAAUGUGUCACAUAUAAUAAGGUAGUUGGUAUUUUUGGUUUCACUGGCGAAGAUCACAUUGGAAAAGUUAGCUUUCCACCUGUUCAGGCUGCUCCAUCCUUUCCGAGUUCAUUUCCACAUCUCUUCACCGGUAAACAUAAUCUUCGAUGCUUGAUUCCCUGUGCAAUUGACCAGGAUCCUUACUUCCGAAUGACGCGAGAUGUGGCUCCUCGGUUAGGUUAUCACAAGCCUGCUUUGAUAGAAUCAUUAUUCUUCCCUGCACUUCAGGGGGAGACAGGAAAAAUGUCUGCCAGUGAUCCAAAUUCUGCCAUCUAUGUGACUGAUUCUGGGAAGGAUAUUAAAAACAAGAUAAACAAAUAUGCUUUCUCUGGCGGGCAAGAUUCUGUUGAAAAUCAUCGAAAGUAUGGAGCAAACCUUGAGGUGGACAUACCAAUUAAAUAUCUCGGUUUUUUCUUGGAGGAUGAUGUCGAACUCGAUCACAUUAGGACGGAAUAUGGAGCUGGUCGUAUGCUAACAGGCGAAGUUAAGAAACGGCUUACGGAAAUUCUAACAGAAAUGGUUGAAAGACAUCGCAGGGCCAGAGCUGCUGUGACAGACGAGAUGGUAGACGCAUUCAUGGCAGUGCGGCCGCUUCCCAACAUGUUCAACUAA